This is a messenger RNA of Phragmites australis (common reed), 858 nucleotides long. RefSeq lists its product as uncharacterized. Bases 1 to 858 code for a protein of 285 amino acids. Gene Ontology annotation, molecular function: catalytic activity. NCBI's taxonomy places the organism in Eukaryota, Viridiplantae, Streptophyta, Magnoliopsida, Poales, Poaceae. The transcript has 3 exons. The record is from RefSeq and is a predicted model, not a curated record.
AUGGAGGCUGAUCGAGCCGGUAAGAGAUCCGUGGUGAGGAAAAGGUCAGGGGAGGAUGAUGGCGGCGAUGUCAGUCUAAAGAAGGGCAUGUGGACACCAAAGGAGGACGAGAAGCUGCUCAGGUAUGUGCGGCGGCAUGGAGAGGGGAGUUGGAACAAGGUCACCUUCGUCUGCGCCGCCGGCCCCAACACCAUUGUGGACGACGCCGACGGCAGCGCUAAUCCCCAAGCACCGCUACUCUUCGACGCGGCCGGUAACCCAUUCCCCUUGCUGCCGCUGCUAGCUGUCUCGGACUCGCCGGCGCCGCUCAACCCCUUCAGCGACGCCGCGCAAGAGCUGCACCCGUUCCCCUUCAUCGACGACCUGCAGAUCGACUUCACGGCGCUACCGUCGUACUACCAUGACGUUGUCUUAGUCGACCUCGCCAGGUGCCUGCCUCUGUUACCGCCCAUGGCGCACGGGCUCCCUUCGAUCCAAUCAGCCGCGGUCGACACCGCCGCGCUCUUCGAGACGUUCUUCCGCGAGCAGGACCAACAGCUGGCGGGUGUCGGGAUGCUCGGUGUUGGAUCCAUGCCCGAGCUGGUCUGCCACGAGGAUGACUCAGCGUGGCCGUCCGGCGGCCACGGCGGCGGCAGCCAGUCCGAAGAUGAUGCGAAGCCCGCGACAGGGAGGCUGGCAAGCGUGGCCGAUGACGAGGAGAUGCCCAACCUGCUCGUCGUCUUCCCAGGAGAACGGCUCGGCAACGACGUCAUCGCUGAGACCAUGUUCCCGGCCAUCGAUAGCGAUGACUUCAACCUCGAGGUGCAGCAGCUCAUGUCGUCCUUGCCGAUCUCUGAUGGAUAUAACUGGAAUCCAUGA